AUGGAUCUCAUCGUCGGCAUUGACCUGGGCACGACGGGAUCGCGCGUGGGCGUGUGGCGCAAUGAGCGCGUGGAGUUCAUCCCCAACAGACAGCAGGCCUACUGGACGCCGUCGUAUGUGGCGUUCACGGAGACGGCGCUGCUCGUUGGUGAAGCUGCCAAGCGCCAACUGACAACCAACCCAGAGAACACGGUCUUUGACUUAACGCAAUUUGUCGGCCGCAAGUUCUCAGAACUGCGAGAAAGCGUCAUUGACUGGCCGUUCAAGGUGGAGUGCGGGCCGGAAGAUACGCCUCAAGUGGUGGUGCAGUACAAGGGCGAGACCAAGAGCUUCAUGCCGGUCGAGAUCAUGGCCAUACUGCUGUAUGAAAUGAGGAAGAUAGCCGAGAUCUACCUGGACCAAGAGGUGACGAAAGCUGUGUUUACAGUACCGGGGAGCUUUAACUACUUCCAGCGCCAGGCGAUGAAGGACGCCGGUGCUAUCGCUGGACUUGAUGUGAUACGUUUAGUCAACUCAGCGACUGUUGCUUGUAUCGAGUAUGGGUUCAACACUCUUGUCGGCAGGGUGGGAGAGCUCAAUGUGCUCGUUGUUGAUUAUGGGGCCAGCUCCCUCAACUUCGAUAGUCGGCUCGUUGAACACUUCGCGGCCGAGUUCCAGAGAAGGCACGGCAAGGACCUUCGCUCUGAUUCCUCUGCGGUGAUGCGUUUGCGUACGGCUUGUGAACAUGCUAAAAGGGCUCUGUCCUCGUCGAUGGAGGCGUUCAUUGAGCUCGAUGCACUCCACGAUGGCAUCAACUUUUACUCAAUGAUCAGAUGCGUGUGGAUGGAGCGUUUGUGCGCUGACUUGUUUGACAAGAUGCUGAGGCUCGUGGAGAAAUUGCUGAGAGAGGCGAGACUGAGGAAGGACCAGGUGGAUGAGAUCGUGCUCGUGGGCGGAUCGACUCACGUUCCGAAGGUGCAACAAAAACUGAAGGACUUCUUCAAUGGGAAAAUGCUAUCUCUUCGCCAGGAUGAGGCUGCCGCAUUCGGUGUCGCUGUACAAGGGGACUUUCUUGGUGGUCUUCCAUCGCCAAAGCUGGAUGAAUAUAUGCUACUCGAUACAGCGUCGCUGGAGUUCUCUGUGGAGAUCGACGACUGUAUGAUGAAGGAAGUGCCGGUCUCAAAGAACAGUACACUCCCAAUGCGGAAAUCGCGGACGUUCUUGACGGCCAACGCUAAUAAGUCGACCAUGCGUAUCAAGGCGUUCGAAGGGGAAGCUACAACAGUGGCAACCAACCGCCUGUUGUGUGAGUUUGAGAUGGACGGCAUUACCAUGACGCCUGGCCGCUUAUCAGAAAUUGAAGUUGCAAUUGAUGUCGAUGCAAAUGGCUCCCUGACAGUGUCGGCGGUGGAGAAAUCGACUGGCAAGGAGAAAAAAAUCACGAUUAACUGUAGCCGCCUGUCGACGUCGGAGGUUGAGCGUAUGCACUCGAACAUCGAGGAAACGUUUCUGGAUCCAGAGGAAGAAUUGCGCAUCCAAUCGAAGGCGGUGCUGGAGCGAUACGCGAAUUCAGUUUGCAGCUCCGCAGCUAAGCGGAUCGCUAAGCUGAAGCGGUCGCUUGCAAAAGAGUACACCAUCGAGAGCAGCGCAAUGGAGGCACUGCAGUGGCUGGACACGAAUCCAUCGGCCAAGAAAGAGCAUUUUGAUGCCAAGAGGCAGAAGCUGGGGGAAAUGGCGACGCCAUCCGGGCAGAGAAAUUCUGGUGCCGGGGCAGCCUAG
Phytophthora sojae is the source of this 1758-nucleotide messenger RNA. RefSeq lists its product as hypothetical. The transcript is spliced from 2 exons. Gene Ontology annotation, biological process: cellular response to unfolded protein; protein refolding. The coding region runs from base 1 to 1758 and encodes 585 amino acids. NCBI's taxonomy places the organism in Eukaryota, Oomycota, Peronosporomycetes, Peronosporales, Peronosporaceae. Gene Ontology annotation, molecular function: ATP binding; ATP hydrolysis activity; ATP-dependent protein folding chaperone. Gene Ontology annotation, cellular component: cytoplasm. The record is from RefSeq and is a predicted model, not a curated record.